This is a messenger RNA of Cyphellophora europaea CBS 101466, 3735 nucleotides long. RefSeq lists its product as uncharacterized. Gene Ontology annotation, molecular function: DNA binding. NCBI's taxonomy places the organism in Eukaryota, Fungi, Ascomycota, Eurotiomycetes, Chaetothyriales, Cyphellophoraceae. The record is from RefSeq and is a predicted model, not a curated record. Gene Ontology annotation, biological process: telomere maintenance. Gene Ontology annotation, cellular component: chromosome, telomeric region. Bases 1 to 3735 code for a protein of 1244 amino acids. The transcript has a single exon.
AUGAGCAUCACCGACGAUAGUACGCCGCCUCGGCCGGGGUUCCAGCAGGCCGAACGCGUGCGCAUUGCCGACCUCACGCCCGGAUCCGAAUCUCCUCAGUCCUAUGUCGAGGCGCAGAUAGCCUUAGUCUGGCCCUACUCCAGCUUGACGCGUCAGUUCGCGUUUCUGCUCUCGGAAGCCGAUGCGCGACCCUACAAAGCCGGCCGGCAGCUCAAGGUCACCCUUCACGACGGCGCCGCGAGAGCUGUUCAGGCGACCAAGGUAGGAAUAGGCGAUACAAUUAAAUUACUUCUACAAGACUGUGUCUGGCAAGACUCAGAGGAUCCUGCAUCCACACCAGGCAAAAGAGUUCGGUGGGACUUGACGUACCGCGAAGCAGUUAGACUCGAAGUUCUUGGGGGUGCCUCUCAGAAGUCCCAUACCGUUCAGUACAAACGUUCAGAUACACCCAGUCCUCGGUGGAGUCCUGUUGCAAAUGGCGUCGUCCAGAUCGCUACGCCACCACCGGAGCCGUUCAGCCUGCACACACCCUUCAAGUCAACCACUUCCCACCGUACCAGUGCUUUUUACACUCAUGUUGCAACUCCCCAUGACCCUUUCUCGGAAGACAUCGAGCUAGAGUCUGGAAGAAGUCGGAAGCGUACCAAAUUCGCUCGUCCGAGCGGCUCAUGGAGAUUUCUCGAUAAUGCUGAGGAAGACGCCCAGCGUGUACCGUCUUCCCCAGUUCAGCUCGACCAAGAAGCUGGAUCCACAAACACACAAGGGCGGCAGGUCCAAGUCACGACAGACGCUGUCCCCAUCGUGCCUUCUGAGCAGCAGACGUUGGCAACGCCUGAAGACAAUAUCAGUCCUCCCGAACUGGAUCCCAGCACCAAUGCCUUGACAUCUACUGCUACCCUUAUGGGCCCUCCGAAGGUUCCUGCACCAGCACCGCAGGAUAUGCAAUUAGAACGUUCCUCCAGGGGCGACUUUCAUGGAGAUGAUGAAGCUACAACUCCACGGCUGCAUCCGCUCGCAUCUCCCGGCCUACCCUUAGUCUCACCCUUGGUCAAAGUUUUCGGAACGGAGCUUGGGUAUUUCCCAGACAUGUCGGAUCGAGGCUCCGAAUUAGAUGCUAUUAGCCACCCAGCAACCGAUGCAGGCACACCGACGCCUAUGUCUGAUGAUCCAGUGAGAUCCAUUGACUCGUUGCCAAACGUGGAGGCACACGAGACAAUUCUGCCAUCACUGGUAGAUAGUAACGCGACACUUCCGCCUGCUGGAGGUCCUCAAGGGCCACUCUUAAUUGAUGAUGAGGAAGACGACACAUCCGCCCAGUCAGACAUUGCAGAUGCUCCUAGAUCUCCAGCAAAAACGGCAUCCAGAGCGCAUGAAACCGAAGACACAGCGCCGGUGCCUUCCGCACCAGUCGACGACAAGGAUAUGCCUGAGAUCAAGGAUGCAAUCACUGUUCUCGACGAGUUCUUGCAGAUGUCUCCUGUUGUUGAGGCGCAUACCUCGGACCAAAGCCGUGAGACCGAUACAAGGCUUGCAGAUGAUUCUGGACCAAGUCUCAUUGCUCGCAACGAAAGCUCUGUCGAAAUAAAGGCAAGUGAUGUGCCCAACGAGAAUCUGUUGACAGCGCAAGCUACUACAUCAACCGUGACAGCGGGUGAGGGCGGAAAGCAGCAUGAUCUGCCAGCUCGAUACUCACCCAUCAGAGCAGUGGAUGGCACUUCGGAAUUUCGAGGGCUUGUUGUUCCAGAACACACUCGUUCGCUGCAAGGUAUCACGGAGCAACGAGAUGCGGAUCUGCGCAACGUAUCCCCGCAACCCGAUAAAGAGACUGUGAACAUCGCUGCGGACAAACUUCUCACCUCGACCCAAGUUGCCGCAAGCACAAACAUUGCGUCUUCUGACGGGAAUUUGCAUGUCAACUCCCAGGAGGAAGACAUAGGCGAACGAACUGGCACUCCACAAAAAUCUUUCGAGACUCAAGCCGCCGAUGUGCAUCUGAUAACCCCCAUGCAGACUCAAGAAAGACCAGACAUCGCCAUACGUGAUGAGAAACGGGCCGAGGCUAUCAUUGACAUAGGUUUGCUGAGUCCCGUCGCAACACAAACAGCUGAGGCAGUGGCGUUGAAUCAACCAUCAUCUCCAGUCGAAGGGAAAGCUACUCCAAAGGCCAUAGAGCGAGAGGGACCUUUGACGCCGACAAUGACAUCUUCAAGCUCCCGCCGAGUCUCCCAGCGACUGACUAGAAAGUCGGAGGUGCCCCAUCUGAUCGAUAGCCCAUUCUUCACAAAACGCAAGACCACUCCGCAGGAUCUAGCUGCAAUUACGGAAACUGCGACCGAACACGGCACACAGUCACAGGUAUCGCCAGAGUCGCAGCACGUGCAAACUGACAGCUCUUCGUCGCUAAAAGGCAAAAAAGCAGCUGUGCCUUCGGCAACGAGCACGGCGCUGGCAUACUACCCUUCACUUGCCUCGCUCAACGAAUACUACGGCCAGGCGGUGGACAUCAUAGCCGUUUGCACCGAUUCCACCUCAAAACCGGCUCAGGCGAAAAGUGGUCCUCGAGAUUGGCAUGUUUCGUUCCGGAUCAUCGAUGCGGGUGCCCAGUCCGAAGAUCCGAAAGUUGCAGUCCAGAUAUUCAGGCCCUACAGGUCUGCGCUACCUGCCGCGCAUCCAGGAGAUGUGGUCAUUCUGCGUAGCUUCAAAGUCCAAACGGUCAAGCAUAGGUGGACACUUCUGAGUACCGAUGCCUCUGCGUGGGCUGUCUUCAAGUCCAAUGUCGAGUCGAGGUCAAUGUUUGACAAAGUCGUGAUGACCGGUCCAGAGUUAGAAUAUGGCCGAGGCGAGAUCGCGCAGGUCAAGCAUCUGUUACAAUGGUGGUCAGCAGAAGGUCAAGCACGUUACUCAACAUCCAGUCCAGCUGAGGCUAUAAAGUCAAAUCAGAGGACUCCAUCAAACAUCGACACUGCUCUGCGAGAAGAAGAAGAAGAUGCACCUGUCUUGCAAAGUGUAGAACUACCCAUCUCACCACGCCGAUCUCGCCGACUUCAGCACGACGAGCCCGAUACAGCCGGCCAGACCACCGCACCUCCCACGCGAGACACCGCUCGGACAGCCACACCCCAGCCAACCCGGCAUCAGCCGCCUCGUCGGGCCCGCACUAAGACUCCAAAUGCUGCGGAAACCCAGCCUCUCGCGCCUCCCAUGGUCGUCCCGGGUCCAGCUUCUGACACAUCGUCCGUUGCACCUUCCUCGCCAACACAAACUCGCCGUCCUCGCACCCGCAGCACGCUUUCACCCAACAUAAGCUUCAGUGCUGCUGGCUCGGCCUCCGUCGCCUCGUCUGUAGCCGCCCACUCGCCGACGUCACCAACAUUCCCGCCCUCGGCGCCUUCCGGAAAAGCAAAAGGCAAGACUAAAGCGCGGGGAAAGGGCAAGGCGAAGGAAGCGACGCCGCCGCUGGCGCACGUGGAUGAGGAAGAGUCAGGGGUAGCUGUAUCUGAACCAGACGAGCAGCAGCAGCAGCCGCCGCCACCGACACCAGCGAAGCGCAGCGCCAGGCUAAGCAGGGGCUCUAGGGUACUGAGUCCCCGGCUGGUGCAUGAGUUGCGGGAUGGGAUGCGGUACGUGGACGAGAAGGUGGGGGUGGAGGAAUGGUCGAAGCGGGUCACGAGGAGUCAGGUGCAUGAGUUGCGGGAUGGGAAUCGGUAUGUCGAUGUGGAUGAGGGUGCGAAAUAG